Phyllotreta striolata is the source of this 3498-nucleotide messenger RNA. The record is from the annotation of a GenBank genome assembly. NCBI's taxonomy places the organism in Eukaryota, Metazoa, Arthropoda, Insecta, Coleoptera, Chrysomelidae.
UAACAUACUGGCUUUUUAUUUUAAUAACCAGCAGAUUUAUCGAACGUUUUGCACAGCAUAUUACAAAAAUAUUUUUUAAGCAUGCCUCCGGGACCGAGACAAUGUUUUCCCUACAGACCUAAUGAUUUCAUGUACGAUCCUGUCUUUACUGUAUCAGGACCGGUUGACCAUUAUAAGGCCGUUUUAGCAGCCAAAAUGUCGACUACAGAAUACCAAAUAUGCCCCAUAUUUCCCAACAUGUUCUCGGAUUUACCGCACCAUCCGCGGGUGCAGCUAGUCAAAAGGACACAGAAACCCGUACCCACCUUCCACGAGCUGCAACAGCAGAUUAAGCAGAAGAAAAAAGAUCCUUACAUGCAACGACCCGUAGACGUUAGAGGUUCGGAUAGGUCGAAAUUCUCUGUCACGGUAAUGAAUUAUCCCAUUCAGGACGUCCUUCCCUUCCAACACGCUCCGACUUUCACGAUCGAAAAAAUUCAAGAAAAAGUCACCGAAGUCAUCGAUUCAAAAUUCAAGGACGCAGAAGUCGAGACGGCGUUCAGGGAAUCUAUGGCGCAAACGGACCCCUGGGAACCCCCUUACAAAGUAGUCGGAAAAGGGGAGCCGGAGGUGUUAAAAUUAGAUUUUUUGAAAUGGGGUAGCGGUCUACCAGCCGGAAUGCACGAAAUAAAGCUGAUAGAACGAGCCAGAAUGAAGAAAGCUUGGGAAAAGCACAUCGACCAAGAUACCGGCGACAAAGUCCAGUCCAGCCGACAAUUUAAGGAGUACAUGCACGCAUUGGAAAUGGACGAAUGGGCGUUCAGGGAGCAGGAAAUUUCCGAAAUACAAGAGCUGCGCCUGCAGCUGUUGGAGAAUAUGCUGAGCGAGAUACACGAGACCAGCAACGCCAGGAACACGGAGAAAAUGCAGCACAUCGUCGAGAGGAUUCAAAAGGAGAAGGAGGAGAAGCUGGCGAAAUUGAAGCACAAAACGUCCCGGGAACUGCGGAAGCUCGAACUCGAGCGCAGAGGCUUCCAGAGGAGAUACAAAGAGAUGAACGUUAUCGAGGAGCACACCGAUAAAAAGGCUGAAAUUUACGCGCCUCUGAUGAGGCACGGCGAACAUCCGAAACGUUGGCAUUUGGUCAUCGAUGAAAAACUCAAACAGUACCGAGCCCGGUUUAUUGGCGUGGAGAAUAUCAACACUUUGCCCAAGUGGAUCCACACAGCUACGAAGAUAGACAAGCACACUUUAUACAGCAAUUGGCCCAAAUUGCGCCUGUGCAUAAGGGAGACGAAAUGGACAGCACCUGUAUUAAAAACUCUUCACGAAGAAUUGAAAAACCUAAGAAAAGGCGUAGAAAAACGACAUCUAUCUCUAAGAAAAAAAAUAACAUUCACAUCCGAAGAAUCUCUAACACCAGAAAUAGAAGGCGUACCGAAAGAACAAGAAGCACAAUACCAAGCCGUCGUACUUAUACAGAAAGUUCUUAAAGGACGGGCUUCCCAAGCAACAAUCUACGAAGGCAGAGACACUUGCAAAGAACUCAUCAGAGAAUUGAAGCACUCCAAAGGCCUAAUGAAAAACCAGAAAGAACGCAAACGAAAGAAGAGAUUAAAAGUGAAGGUGCAACAAAGAGAAGAAAACUUACAACUGAAUCUAGUGGAAAGGCUUCAAGGAUCCCUGGGCCAACUCCAAGGCGUCGUGGUCGGUUCGCUGUUGGACUUUUUGAACAAAGAACUGAGGAGGCUGCUCGAGGAGCGCAAAGCCCACGCGAUGUGCCUCUACCACGAAAGAGAGCGGUACAAGAAGGAGGCGGUGGAGGCCGGAAGGCGACAAAAGGAGUUAAGAAGAAGAAAGGAGCACGACGAAAUGUUCAAGCAAAUCGUGAAGAUCACCGAAGAGAGCGUCGACGUCUACCUGAAAGAGGUGAUCACGGAAGGAAUGCAGUUCUGUUCCAAAGAAGAAGCUGCGGAGUAUGUGGAGAAGUUAGCCGUACAAAUCGAGAAAGAUACUGAAAGCGCAUACGAAUGUGACACAACGAUUAGCGAGCAAGAUGAACUCAUAGCGAAUUUGAUUAUGCACUUCUUGCUUCCCGAUGUCGAGAAGAAAAUCAUUCGGGAGAGAAUUUCGAACGUGCAAAGUCAACGUUUGAAGUCUGUCCACGACGCGAUUUAUUCGAAAAUCGAAGAUUUACCUGCACCUGUAUGGCCUGAACCGACGCCCGAAGAAGUCGUCGAGGAAUUAAUGGACGAGCUCAAACAAAAAUUAGACGAAGAAUUAGAAGUUAUCAUUAGAGAAGAGGAAUUACUGGAGGAAUUAGAACUAGCGGAUAUCGAACCCAGUACAUCCCGGGAAACGACUAGCCGAAAAAGCGCUAUCAGUUCGAGGAAAUCUACAAAAUCCACGAAAUCUGCGAUAUCCGCGAAAUCCCGAAAAUCGAGCGCGAAAAGUGAUUACAUUGAUCCUAUGGAACUUUACAUGACGCAUUUGCUGAAAGAAUCCGGCGAAUAUGAGGGCGAAUUUGAAAUGGUUCAAUACCAAAGAGGCGAUCAAUCAAACUUCAAAACUGCCACACUGGCUACCAUUCCAGAAGACAACGAGAGCAUUAAAGAAUAAUUUACACAAAUUCCGCUUAAUAAAUAACGUAUCUUAUAAUGAAAGAAACAUUAUAACAUAUUGGAAAAUAGUAUAAAUUAAAUACAAAAAAUAAGCACUUAAACUAGUUUAUUUAUUUAGCUGGUGAGAGUAAAAAGAAAUCUUCACAUAAUAUUUCCUAAACGUUUGUAAUCGAUUUUCUCUAACUGCACUAGAGGCCUCAAUUGCUCUGCGAAGAUUCUCAUAUCUUCUCCUAUAGCAUCCUGUCCUGAGGGAGCCAGUACGGACAGCUCGACCAAGUAGCUCUGCGAUAUCGGCUCCACGCUCUCCGGUUUAUUACCGCCCAUUUUGAAUAUCUUCGAAACGGUUAUCUUCAUCCUCCCUUUACGAAACAUGUACCCCCUCGCUAUGUAUUCAAACUCUAUACGACAUCCUAGUUCAGUGAGAAAUUCGAGUAUCGUCGAACUACAGGCCAUAUCUAUGCUAGAACGAACUACCGUAGGCCUGUUUUUGUCCCCCAAUUCCUGCUGACCGAUGUACCGUAGCUGGUAGGGAGUAUCGCUCACGUCCAAAGCUCUCCGCACUCGCAGGGAAAAUAUAGACAUAGGCAUCGGCGUGGAGGCGGCUGUGUUCGGAAUCCUUAGAGAAAAACAUAUCUCGUGAUCGUGGAAGCUCUCCGGGCCGCUAUCGACGUUGUCGCAUAAGCCUCUUAAUCGAUGCAGCAGAACUUCUACGUACUGGUCCAGAACGGAACCUUGCAGGAGAUAUUCCUGAUUCGGGAUUAUGUUGCACUUUAACGCCGCGCUGAGCGAGUCCAUAGCAUUACCCGGUAACGACAUAAUUAGCGAAAAUUAUAGUCCACAAUAUACAAUGUUUACAAAUAAUUGUGUUGACAAAUUCGAUAUAACCUCACUUUUAAAG